Messenger RNA from Linnemannia hyalina, 2145 nucleotides. The record is from the annotation of a GenBank genome assembly. Lineage: Eukaryota; Fungi; Mortierellomycota; Mortierellomycetes; Mortierellales; Mortierellaceae.
AUGGAGCAGCUUAACCGCUCGAUCUCAAAGCUCAAGCCGCCAACAAAGAUCACCUCCACUGCAACGCCCUCGUCCACCAUCGCAACUGCCCUCGCGGUCGCAGCCGCCAUGGGGGCCAACGAAAACACCGCAACAAAUAACAACUUCAGGAACAACAACAGCAAUAACAACACAGCACCAACCGCCGUAGUAACAGCUGGGCUCAAGAGGAAGGCUGAAGAAACUAGGCCAAACUGGGUCUGUCAAGACAACAGCAGCUACUACAAGAACACCCCUGGUUCGGACAGUACUGCGAGGGACUACUGCUACCCCUGCCACUACAUCAACCUCUACAGCCACUCGGCGGACCGUCGCAAGGACUGCAACAUCUGUAACCUCAACAAGGACAAGACCUUGGUACCGAUGAUACCCAAGAAGAAGAAGAGACCGGCAUGGGACACCAAGGGUCGACUGGAGGAUAUGGAAGAGUUGACGGCUGUGCUGAACGAACAGCUGCAGACGUCCAGCCACAAUAUGAAAGACCUGUCGAACAAACUCAAGUCUAGUGAGGACCAAAUCGCGCAGCUGCAGUCGUUCAGGCAGAACCUCGAGAGUAAAGUGGCGCUCAAGGAGAAUGAAAACAGGACAAUCUUUCAGAAAAUGCGGCAUGUGGAGCAGGACUUGCAGACAACGGCUAGGAAGAAUGAGGAGGAGAUCCACUCUCUCAGGAUGCAGCACUCGAUUCACAUGGACCAACUCAAGAUGACGCAGACUCGACUGAAGCAGGAGAAAGACUUGUUGCAAUCAAAGCUGCAAUCUACAAACGGCCAACUCGAAAGCCAGAUGCAGGAAAACACAAGUCUUCGCUCAACCAUAUCGACCCAGUCCGCCAAUUGCCUCGCCUUGGAGAGCGACAACCGUGCCCUUAAGGAGAAGAUCCAGCGAACGGAGAACACAUUGGAGCAGCGUGAGACAACUAUUCUCAUGCUUGAGCGCAAGCUCGCAGAGUCUCGAAAGUCGGUGAAGGACUUGGAUCAACGGAUUCGAGAGGAGGAGACCAUCCGUCGUCGGCUGCAUAACACCAUCCAGGAGCUUAAGGGUAACAUCCGUGUAUUCUGCAGAGUCCGACCUGUGUCAUCUUCGGUGAACGCAUCCAAGAAUGAGACGGCGACGGCUUCGAUCACAUACCCGGAUAUUGAGGGUCGCCAGAUUGAGUUUGCGCAUGCCACCGAGACGGCGACAGGAUCGCAGGUUGCAAAAGCGUAUCCUUUCACAUUUGACAGAGUCUUUCAGCCCACGUCAACGCAGGAGGAUGUGUUUGAGGAGAUUUCGCAGCUGGUGCAGUCGGCCCUGGACGGAUACAACGUCUGUAUUUUUGCAUAUGGCCAGACUGGAAGUGGCAAGACACAUACCAUGGAGGGUCCACUGAAUGCGUCGGCAGAAUCGAUGGGUAUGAUUCCUCGUUCAGUGCUCCAGAUCUACGAGAAUGCCGAGGCGCUCAAAGCCAGAGGAUGGACGUAUCAGAUGGAGGGUCAGUAUGUUGAGAUAUAUAACGAGACGGUGAACGACCUGCUAGGAAACGAUGGGCUGAAUGGAGCCAAGAAGCACGAUAUUCGGCAUGCAGAUGGCAAGACGACAAUCACGGACAUCACGACGGUUGUGCUGACCUCACCCGAAAAGGUUGCUGCCCUGUUGAAGAAGGCUGCUCACAACCGGUCUGUUGGCUCCACCUUGAUGAACGAGCGAUCCUCACGUAGUCACUGCGUGUUCACGCUUCGUCUGUCGGGAAAGAACUCAAUUACGGACGAAUCGAGUGAAGGAGUUCUCAACUUGAUUGAUUUGGCAGGAUCUGAACGCUUGUCGCAGUCGGGAGCAAAGGGUGAUCGACUGAAGGAGACCCAGGCUAUCAACAAGAGUCUGAGUGCCUUGGGCGAUGUCAUUUCGGCCAUUGCUAAUCCCAAUGCCAACACCCAUGUCCCUUACCGCAACUCCAAGGAGCCAUUGGACCAUUGGCUCUUGGACCCUGCCAAAUUUGCGACCCUGGGUGCACAAGCCACCACCCACGACACGUCGAAGCUGAAGGACUCGGAGGAGUCUCAAAACUAUCUUUUCUUUGUGCCCUUUGGCUUCCUUCUUCUCACCCCGAACUUCACUCACCUCCUUUAA